Molecule: messenger RNA, 830 nt
Organism: Paramecium sonneborni
Lineage: Eukaryota; Ciliophora; Oligohymenophorea; Peniculida; Parameciidae
Source: the annotation of a GenBank genome assembly
AUCUAUUAGAAGAAAUGGAUUAACAAAAUAAUAAGAUAAUAUUGACAGGUGAUUAAUCUAAUAAACUAAAAGAAUUGUAAUAAAAGGUAUAAGUAGAAGCACCAAAAUUAUUAAGAGAUGAUUUAAUAUAAAAAUAUUAAAAUGAAGAUCAUUUAGUGAGAUUAUUGAUAGCAAGAGAAUGGAAAGUGAAUGAUGGAUUUGAAUAAUGGAAAAGAUGGGUUGAAUGGAGAAAACAAUAUAGAGCUGAUGAUAUCAAGAUUCAAGAAAUUUAAUCAGAAAUAGAUUUAAGAAAAGCAUUUUGGAAUGGAGUUGAUAAAUUAGGUAAUCCAUGUUUGGUUGUAAAAGCAAAGAGACAUUUUCCUGGUUAAAGUAAUCCUGAUACUUUAAUCAGAUAUUUUUUAUAUAUGAUUGAUUAAGGUAUUCAGAAAGCAGAUUUAGCUGGAACAGGUAGAAUUAGUGUAAUAUGGGACAGAGAAGGUGUUACAACAAAGAAUUUUGAUACAUCUAUGUUUUCAAUAAUGAAAAAAAUGGUUACUUUAGUAUAAGAUAAUUAUGCAGAAAGAUUACAUUAAGCAUUUAUACUCUAUCCAAAUUUCAUAGUUAAAUCUGUUAUGGCUGUUGUUAAACCAUUUCUUAGUGAAAAAACUAAAUCGAAAAUAAUAUUAUGUAAUACAAUGAAGGAAUUACAAGUUUAUUUUAGUGAAAAUUAUAAAAUAUCUGAUGGACUAGUUGAUGAAGAUGUUGAAUAAAUUUAAUAAGACAUUACUGAAGAAGAAAAAAAGAAACUAGAGUAAAUGAUAGCAGAAGAAUAAUUAUUAUAAUCAUAAUGA